This is a messenger RNA of Cuscuta campestris, 668 nucleotides long. Lineage: Eukaryota; Viridiplantae; Streptophyta; Magnoliopsida; Solanales; Convolvulaceae. The record is from the annotation of a GenBank genome assembly.
GCUUCGAUUUUCCGGCCAAACAAACGCGCCCUUAUCUCUCCUGUUCAUCUUCCCUUCCCUUUUGUCGGAAAAAAGCCCCUUUUUUUGCAAGAAAGUUUAUUCCUUUUAUUUCUCUCUCUGAGAUAAAUACUCUGUUUUUCUUCAAAGAAACAGAGAGGGCGGGGAAUGAAUCAAAUGAAGGGAGGAAAGCAAUGGGCAUUUUCGGAAAUUUCAAUUUGUGCUCCUCUGAAGUCAAUAUCCACAAAGCCGGCGGCGGAGGGUGGCGAUUGCCGGCGUUCCGACGACGAGCGGUCGACGACUCCGACGGCCAGAGGGUCUAGGAUUCCGGAGAGGCUGCCGUGUCCGCCGGCGCCGAGGAAACGCCGGCCUUCUUCCGUUUGCCGUUAUAACGGCGUCAAGGAGUUCUUCGAGCCGCCGGAACUGGAAUCCGUGUUCGUGCGCCGCGUGGAGAGGGCGAAUUAGUUAGAGUUUAAUCGCGGUAAUUAGCAGAGUGAUUAGCAGUUUUAAAAUUGUUUUUUUUUAAAUUUUACUACGUAUUUGUUUUAAAAUUUCCAAUCUCUUUUGUCUUGUUGUUCUUGGGUUUGUUGGUCUUGUCUCUUUUUUGUGGCAUGGAAUUAAGAUGAUUAUUAGUAGCAUGAUCUCAUUUGUAAUAUAGAAAAUAGUUUUGC